Molecule: messenger RNA, 1581 nt
Organism: Aureococcus anophagefferens
Lineage: Eukaryota; Pelagophyceae; Pelagomonadales; Pelagomonadaceae
Exons: 2
Coding region: 1-1581 (526 amino acids)
Source: RefSeq, a predicted model, not a curated record
AUGGAGGUGACGCCCAUCGAGGCCUUCGACGACACCGAUGGCGCGGCGCGGGCGCAGCUCAACGACACCGAUGGCGCGGUGCGGGCGCAGCUCAAGGCCGAGCUCAAGGCGGAGAUUUUGGCCGAGCUGGACGCGCAGGAGCUGCGCGGGCCCGAGCUGCUCGACGUGGCGCGCAGCAUCAAGCCCACGAUCAUGGGCGAGAUGGGCAGCUCGAGCGUCAUGCGGAAGCGGCUUUCGACGAUGGCGCGCGUCGAGACGGGCGAGGACAAGGUGCCGUCGUUCCAGCCCUUGCACGAGCGCACGGACGCGUCCUACUACUUCCGCGUGGAGACCAUGGUGCUCUACGACCCGACGACGUGGCGCGUCGCCAUGCACUGGGUCCUGGUGUGCCUGUCGGUCCUGCUCCAGCUGCUCGCGCUGCAGACCGUGUGGCAGGCGCUCUGGUACCCCUUCGACUUCAUGAAGUGGGGCUUGUCCGUCGACGAGGCGCGACGCUACUUCCACUCGGGCAUCGCCUUCCCGGCGAGCUACCGGAAGCUGUUCCACUACGCGGACGACUCGUCGCUCAUGGGCGUGCCCAUCAUCGUCUUCGGGCCGCUGUUCUUCUGCGUCUUCGUACUCGUCAUGUCGACGACGGACGAGGAGGCGUCGUGCAAGGCCGGGUAUCUGCUGCUGCGGCGCGAGGUCGCCGCGGCGGACGCGCGGACGGCGAAGGUCCGUCUGGUGGCGUGCUACCUGCUGCACGUCGUGCGAUUGUCGCUCGUCUGGUAUUUUUACGACAUCGCCGCGCAAAUUUUGGGCACGUCCGACGGGCCGUUCAAUCUGCUGCUCAACAGCCUCGCGACGGCCUUCGUGCUCGAGAUCGACGAGGUCAUUUUUGUGGUCAUGCCGAGCCACAACUUCUACGGCGUCGAGCACGCGGACCACCGGUCGCGCUACGCGCGGCGGCUCCGGCUCGCGCGGAACCGGUUCCGCGACGCCGUCGCGGCCGUGGAGCGGGCGCCGCGGAGCCUGCGGCGCCUCUACGACGCGACGUCCUGGCUCUUCCCGCUCGGCGUCGGCGGCUGCGUCUUCCAGAUCACGCUGCUCAUGCAGCACUACACGUCCAAGGGGAAACUGAUCGUCGUCGACGACGACUCCUACUUCGGCGCGCACCACACGCAGCUCACGAAGAGCUACAACUGGCUCGUGUACGGGCUGCUCGCCGUGAUCCUCGUGGAUCUGGAGGUCGCGGUGUUCGUCGUCGCCGCGGACGGCGGCGAGUCCUCCAAAGUCCGCGACGCCGCGGUCGCCGCGCGCGGCGGCGGCGCGCGCGGGCCGCGGGCGGCGGCGGCGUCGCUGGCCUGGCUCCUGUUCACGGGCGCGGUGCUCGUCGUCGCCCGCAUCGUCGUCGUGCGCUGGGUCCUCGGCAACCUGCUCCCGUUUGGCAUGUCCGCGGCGUCCCUGCCGCUCGACUUCUGGGACUCCGUGGACCCGACGCCGAACCGCCCGGAGGACCGCUACGACUACGACUACGACUACGGCGAGGCCGCGUACGGCAACGGCGCGGACUACGCGUACGGCGGCGACUACGCGGGGUAA